Molecule: messenger RNA, 1807 nt
Organism: Entelurus aequoreus (snake pipefish)
Lineage: Eukaryota; Metazoa; Chordata; Actinopteri; Syngnathiformes; Syngnathidae
Exons: 2
Coding region: 2-862 (286 amino acids)
Molecular function (GO): nucleic acid binding
Source: RefSeq, a predicted model, not a curated record
AAUGUUGCAGACAUUGACUUUCGCCUACAACUGCACCGCCCAUGAGUCGACGGGCUAUGCCCCGUUUUAUCUAAUGUACGGGAGAAUUCCCAGACUCCCAGUUGACGUAAUGUUCCACAAUGUGGAGAGGGACUGUGACAUUGCUGACUAUGAUAAAUAUGUCCUCAAACUGAGGGAGGAGCUAAAAGAAGCAUUAUCAUCUGCCCAGGCCAAUGCUGUCACCAGUCAGCGUCAUCAAACUGAACUGUACAACCAAAGGACCAAAGGUCAUGACAUCGCUGAGGGAGACCAAGUACUCUUGUCAAACAAAUGUGAAAGGGCACGCAAGAAGUUGUCGGACAAAUGGGAGGCUGUACCGUAUGUGGUUGUCUCAAGAGACCCAAGGUGUCAUACCUACCGGAUAAGGAACACUUGCAGUGGUCAUGAAAGGGUUGUCCAUCGCAACCGCCUCCUGUGUGUCAACUUUCUUCCACUUAAUUUGGAGAAUGAAGAGUAUGUUGAAUCAUCAUUCACUGAAUCAUCUGAGUCAAGUCAUGAUGAGACACAAAGUCGGGUUUCGGAUGUGGUGACGAGAGAUGUCACAGAAGACAGAACAGCCAGUUGGAUUCUGGACAGUGCUUCUGCCAAUUCGCCAUCAGAAUGUCUGGAUGCUGAUGAGGAGCUUGAAGACCCUGAUCUGGAUGAAAGUGCCAGCCAGAGGCCAAGGAGUGUGUCAAAUGUGGUUGAUAGGACAGGCCAUAGCGACGACCCCCCAAGCACAGCAAUCAGUGUUGUCUCCCGUAUAAGAACGAGGGUGGGUAGGCUGGUGAAACCUGUAGAUAGGCUAAUUCAGAACAUGACCCAGAAGAAAAUAUCUGUUUGAGUUACAAACCUCUGUAAACCAUCAAGUACCAUAAGAUAGUUGUUUAAUCCGAUGUUUGGGUUGAACAUGUAUUACAGUAGCAGUGAUAAAUAUUAGGUACUCCUUGUCUUGUCAAAGGUAUAUUUUUUUAUUACCUUUGUAGAGUAAUGUGUAAGGUGGUGUAAAAGGCACCUCUUUUUGCAAGUGUACCCAGGAGGGUUGCGCAGCCCUCCUUGGUCAUUUUCUCAGUAAUGUGAGUAACUAAUAAGUUGCAUAACGUGAAUGUAUUGGAGUACUCUGCUAAGUCUUGAAGUAUUUUGGUGAAGUUCAGAGGGGAGUAUGUAGCCGAGCUAAAUUUUAUUUUAUUUUAUUUUAAUUUUGUUCAAUUAUUCACAUCAUUUUUUGUUGUGAACUUCCCCAAAAGUGUUUCUCAUUGUAAAUAGGUUCCACUCUAUUAUUUUCCGUUACAUACCUUUUUGUUUCCCUGGGGGGUGAUUUGGCGUCGCACCUUUGUGACCAGCUUCAGUGAGCACUGACGCUCGGAGCUGUGGAGAGAGAUUCCGUUUGCCGUGGACUGUGUGUGACGCCCUGUUUUUGUUUUUUUCCAAAAAAAGGUAUGUCUGUUAUGAGUUUUUUUGGCUUAGUUUAUUGUAUAAAAAAUAUAAAAAGAAUUGAUGUGGGUGGGAAAGAUGAGGUGUAUUGCUGCACAUUUAAGGAUCCUUUUUCUUAAUAUAUAUUGUUAUUUGCUGAAGUAUAUAUUUUAUAUACUGUGUUUUAUUUAAUUAAUUUAUUUGAGACUAUUAUGCUUUUUUUUUUACCUUUAUUAUUAUUAUUUCCAUUUCCACAUUUAAACAUGUAUAAUUGAAUUGAGUGAGCACUGACGCUCGGAGCUGUGGAGAGAGAUUCCGUUUGCCGUGGACUGUGUGUGACGCCCUGUUUUUGUUUUUUUCCAAAAAAAGGUGAAUA